CUGAGCUAGGGGAUUCCCCCUGGAAGUUCCCACACUAGAGCUGCAAUUACCAUCUGCACAGGCCAGUCUGAUUGCUGAAACUUCAUACUCAAGACCUGUCGAGCCAGCUACAAUCUCUUAUGUUUUACAUUAUUUUCCUGUGAAGCACAAUAAUCCGGGGCACUAAGGUAGAAGUAUAUUGCUAAACCUCCCAAGAAUGACUUGAUUGAGCAAGACACUGAGCAGAGCCGUUGGGAAACCAUUCUUUGUCAUUUUUCAGGUUGCAGUUAUUAUCCACACCCUUUUUAGUGAUGAUACAGAACUGGGAAAUAUGGAUAAAAGCCAAGGAGAUCAGCUUAACAGAGCCUACGAAGCAUAUCGUCAGGCAUGUAUGGAUAAAGAGCGCUACAAAAAAGAACUACAGCAAAAGAAAGACAUUUAUGAACAACAAACACGAGAGCACAAGAAACAGAUAGAAAGCCUACAAAAUCAUGUCCAUCAGUUGACCUCACAACUCGGUGCAUUGACUGCAACAGCUGGCCACAAUGCACCACAGUCACCUAAACUAGAAAAUAAAGAUGGUUGGAAAAAUGAUAGCAUUCCUAAUGUGCCUCUGGAACAGAUUCAACAACAGCUAAGAAUGACAGUGCUGCGAGAAAAGCAUUACAAGGAGCAGCUUGGCAUAGAGAAUCUCCGGUUUUUGGAAAUGGAAGGUGAACGGGACAAGCUAUUAUCUGCCCUUUCCAGUAAAAAUGAAGAAGUUCAGCAUUUAAAAACCCUUUUGAAAGAAGCCAAUGAGAGGCGAGAAAAGCAAGAUUCUAAAAGCGUCCAUGGACAUGAAAUGGAGAUGAGAAGUAAAAACUUGAAUCCAGACCUUCCUGCUGCUUCUGCCUUCAGUGAAAAUGAAAGGCAAAGCUUCGUGCAGGUUUUCUCGGAUCUAAAGGAACAAUUUAGCCGGAUUUCCAAGUUAUCUAGAAGACAAAGCCACCUCCUAAAGUUAGAAAUCGCAUCUAGUAAUGAUCCCCAGCUACCAUUUUCUAUGCCUAUCCAAUGCACAGAUGAAGACUGCCAGGAAGUCCAGAUACCACAGAAGCCAAUUAUAGGAAUGGGCCCAUCACACUUUACACCCAUCACACCACGAGGGUUGUCUUCAGAUGAAGACCUGACCGUUUCUGUAGAGUCACUCUCAAACUUGAGUGUUAAGUUCCCACCAAGCACUGACAAUUCAGAAUUUUUACAGAGUUCUGUGGAAAAGCUGCAAGUUCUUCCUCUUGUACUGGAACAAAAUACAAAUUCUGGCAAAGCCCAGGUGGAAACGCCCCUCAAGCUUAGGAAGUUCAGCACAACAGUGAGCAGCCCACCAUAUUCACCUCGUUCACCGAGAACUGUGUGCCACAUGGACAAUGUCAAGGUUGAUGAACUAGGACCUAACUACAAGGACACCUUUGCCGCGGGAGCUCACGAUAGCAGUCUAUUCCUUGCAGCCCACAGUCCAUCUGGGAAAUGUACGAAUACCUUCCGUAUGCCAGAUAUUGCAAAUAUGGAUGAAUCCAUAGAUGUCGCAGAGAGGAGAAUCCGUGGACCUCAACAGCCUGUUUGGAAGCCAUCGUCACAUCAAGAUGAAGACCCAUCCAUAGCAGUUGGUGAGAAGUGGGAUCGGGAUAGUUCGGACGUAUGCGAAUUCUGCCAAGCUGUUUUCCCUCCAUCUACAAGAGCUGAGGCUGAAUUUCUUAGGCAUCUAAAUUCACACUUUAAAAAUUUAAUUUAAAGACACUUUCACUUUGUUGUCCAAAAAUGUUUUAUAUUUAGUACAAAUUCAGAUUGGAAAAAUUGUGUGUAAAUGGAACGGAAUAUGAAAAUUAUAUAU
This is a messenger RNA of Rana temporaria (common frog), 1846 nucleotides long. RefSeq names its product TRAF family member associated NFKB activator (gene TANK). The record is from RefSeq and is a predicted model, not a curated record. The transcript is spliced from 10 exons. Bases 311 to 1747 code for a protein of 478 amino acids. Gene Ontology annotation, biological process: canonical NF-kappaB signal transduction. Lineage: Eukaryota; Metazoa; Chordata; Amphibia; Anura; Ranidae.